AUGCACGACGGACCGCAUUCACAUUUAGCGAGAAAGCAUUCGUUGGCGAGACGAGACUCGAUUGUUGAGGAUAUUGAGGAUCAUCCACCAUUCUACACCAAGAUUAUGAUUGGAGUGUUGAAAGCCGUUUUCUUUGUCUACGAUGUGAUCACCUAUGUACCACAUCGACUUUUCUCGAAUCCCGAGGCGAAAAAGAAGAAAUCCGAGAGGACAAAGUCGAAGCCCAUCAAAGAAGGCAACCCAGCCAGUCCAUGGAUUCACGAUGAUCUCGAGAACGGAAAGUUGAUCAAAGCGGAUAAAACUCUUGGACAGAUCUGGGAUGAGGCUGUUCGUGUUCAUGGCGACCAUCCUUGCAUGGGGACACGUGAAGUACUCAAAAUUACAAAAGAAAAGCAAGACACUGGGAAAGUAUUUGAAAAGUGGGAAAUGGGCAACUACCACUGGCGUUCAUUUAUCCAAGUCAACGAACGAGUGACGCUGAUUGCAAGUGCUUUAAAGAAACUCGGUCUGAAACCAAAGAAUCCAGUUGUGAUCUUCGCUGAGACUCGCGAGGAAUGGAUGACUACAGCUUUGGCUUGCUUCAAGAUGAAUUUCCCAAUUACUACUGUUUAUGCCACUCUUGGAGAGGACGCAGUAUGCUUUGCUCUCAAUGAAGUCGAAGCCACGACCAUCUUCACCACCGAAUCCCUUUUACCAAUCGUCUUGAAAGCGAUGAAGAAUGGAGCAAAAUUGUCCACAAUCGUUUACUAUGAAUCAUUCGAUCAAUCGCAGAAGAACGAGAAGAAGAAAAGUGAUGGAGCUGAGUUGAUCUCGUUCACCGAUCUGCUCAACAAAGGAGACGCAAAUUUUGUGGCAGCCAAAGAGAACAAUCCAACGCUUGACGAUAUCGCUAUGAUCAUGUACACAUCGGGAACCACCGGAAAUCCAAAAGGAGUCAUGUUGGCACAUCGAAAUAUUGUCACAGCUACGGCCGGCCAGGGAUAUGAUCUAACUGUGGAAUAUAACGACACCUACAUUGGCUACUUGCCCCUUGCCCACAUUUUGGAGGUGUGCGCUGAGUGUGUUUGUAUUUGCAAGGGCACAAAAAUCGGCUACUCAUCCGCUCAAACGCUCUUCGAUCGGGCACCGAAAAUCCCAAAAGGGCACAAGGGAGAUACGACCGUUUUAAAACCAACUUUAAUGGCUUGUGUCCCAGCUGUGAUGGACAAAAUCUACAAAGCUGUCGUUGAUGAUGUCAACUCUCGAUCACCACUUUUCAGGGAAGUGUUCAAGUGCAUGUACGAGAGAAAACGAGCUCGAUACGAGGAAGGAUACAAGACUCUCUUGCUCAACAAAUUGGUCUUCAACAAGAUCGGGAAGAUUUUGGGUGGAGAGUUGAGGAUUGUUCUUUCUGGAGGCGCUCCAUUGUCACCGGAGACUCAGAGAUUCAUGAACAUUUGCUUCUGUUGCCCUGUGAUUCAAGGCUACGGAUUGACGGAGACUUGCGGUGGAGCGACCAUUGCUGAUUUGCACGAUCUCUCAACAGGCACCGUUGGGCCACCACUCCGAUGCGCCCAAAUCAUCCUCGAGCCUUGGGAAGAGGCCGGCUAUUCCCCAAAGAAUGAGACACCACAAGGAGAGAUUCUUGUUGGUGGAGAUCACGUGGCUCUUGGUUACUUCAAAAAUCCCGAGAAGACAAAGGAGGAUUUCUUGGUGCGAAAUGGAGUCCGAUAUUUUGCCACCGGAGACAUUGGAGAGUUCCGAGGCGAUGGAUCGCUGAAAAUCAUUGACAGAAAGAAGGAUCUCUUGAAACUUUCACAUGGAGAGUACAUUUCACUUGGAAAGGUUGAGACAAACUUGCUGACGAAUCCGAUUAUCGACAACAUUUGUGUGCAUGGAGACUCGAAUAAAGCCUACGUCAUCGCUCUCGUUGUUCCAAAUCAGAAAAAUGUCUCCGAGUUAGCCAAAAAGAACGGAAUCGAGAACGUGGAUGACUGGGAGAAGGUGUGCCUCAAUCCGGUUGUGAUCAAGGCCGUCUUAGAUGAGCUUCAAAAAGAUUCUAAAGGUAAACUCGAACGAGUGGAGAUCCCACAGAAGAUUUUCCUUUGUCAUGAACCUUGGACGCCUGCAUCUGGUCUUCUGACAGAAGCACUCAAGUUGAAGAGGAAAAAUAUCGAAAAAGAAUUCAAAGAAGAGAUCGAGAGGUUAUACAAU
This is a messenger RNA of Mesorhabditis belari, 2193 nucleotides long. NCBI's taxonomy places the organism in Eukaryota, Metazoa, Nematoda, Chromadorea, Rhabditida, Rhabditidae. The record is from the annotation of a GenBank genome assembly.